Molecule: messenger RNA, 1512 nt
Organism: Teleopsis dalmanni
Lineage: Eukaryota; Metazoa; Arthropoda; Insecta; Diptera; Diopsidae
Product: microtubule-associated protein RP/EB family member 1-like
Exons: 2
Coding region: 142-1452 (436 amino acids)
Biological process (GO): regulation of microtubule polymerization or depolymerization; spindle assembly; protein localization to microtubule plus-end
Cellular component (GO): microtubule organizing center; microtubule plus-end; spindle midzone
Molecular function (GO): microtubule plus-end binding
Source: RefSeq, a predicted model, not a curated record
AACAUAUACACAAAAUUCAGUCGAUUUGGCCAUAAAAAGUAACAAAAUUUCAGUUUUUGUUUGAUUCAUCAUUGAUAAUAAAAUUUAAUAUCACUACUAAGAAUAUUCUCUGCUCGAAAUUAAGUGGUUUAGUUAAAUAAAAUGUUUAAAAAUAAAUGUAUAGUAAAUGUUUAUUCCAGCAAUAAUGAUAAAAAUUACUCGCGUUCCGAAUUGCUUCACUGGAUUAAUGAUACUUUGUCCACUAAUUUGAAGUGCAUUGAACAAUUAAAAUCAGGUCAAUAUUUUUGCCAGUUGUUUGAUAUGAUUUUCAGAAAAGUUGUGGACUUAAACAAAAUUAAAUCUGAUUCUGUUCAUGAACGUCACUAUAUAAAUAACUAUAAAAUAUUACAAAGCGGCUUCAAAAAGGUUGGAAUAAUAAAAGAUAUUCCAAUAAUGCAAUUAGUAAGCGGUAGUUUCAAAGCCAACUACGAGUUUCUGAAAUGGUUUAGAAAGCUAUACACAGCUAAUUCGUCAAAAGAAUGCAUAAGUCUAAAGUCCAAUAAUGUUAAGGACGAAAAACCUGAACUUAUUGGAAAAGAAAAUGAAACGAAUGGCAAUAAAGAAAGAAUAGCAAAGCCGAUUUCACGUCACCCCUUUAAAAGUGAAUUAUUAAAACCUGAUAUUGUUAAGAAACAAAAGCCAGAACUUGCUGCAGAAAUUAUUAAAACAAAUGAUAAUAAAAAAGCACUGUUAAUAUCAAGUUUACGUCAGUCCCUUAAAGGUAAAUUUACUUCAAAUAUCAUUAAGAACCAAAAGCACAAACCAACCGGAGAAGUUAAUAAAGCAAAUGACAGCAAGAAACAAAUAUUUAAGUCAAUUUCGCGUCAAUCUCUUAAAAAUAUAUUUUUAAGCUCCGAUAUUGUUAAAAACCAAAAAUCUAAACUUGCUGAAGUAACUAAUAAAGCAAAUGACAACAUAAGGAAAAUACCAGCACCAGUUUCUCGUCAAUCCUUUAAAGGUACGUCUUUAAAACCUGAUAUUGUUAAGAACCAAAUACCUAAACUUGUUGUAGGAGAUGUCGAAACAAAUAACAUUAAAGAAACUGUCCCGACGUCAAUUUUGCGUCAAUUCUUUGAAGAAAGACUUUCAAUGCCUGAUGUUGUUGAGAAGCAAAAACCCGAACUUGCUACUGAAGGUUAUAAAACAAAUGACAAUAAGAAAACAAUAUUGCCGUCAAUUUUGCAUCAAUCCCAGAAGUAUCUAAAGGCUGAUGUUACAAGAAACCAGAAACCAGACCUUGUUCUUGACGUGAAUGAAACAAAUAGUAAUAUAAGAGCAUUUCCAAGAUUAACGUGGCGUAACCCUUCCUCUGGAGUACUUGCGAGUAAAAGCUACAGUCAGGAAUUGAAAGCGAUAUCUCACACUAGUGAUUACAAGGAUGCGAGUGGCGAUGGUAAAAUAAAUGCUAACUAAAUGAGCCAUUUAUGCGAAGAGGUCACUUACUAAUGGUUGAUACAGGACUAUGUUAAAAAA